AUGUCCGCUAAUCUUCCUGUCCGUACCAAACUGGAUUCUACAAUCCCUUUCAAUGUAGACCCGAACCGCGCAAACCAAUUUCAGUUCACCGAUGCGCAGGACUGGUUCUCACACAACAUCCCACACUGGAGAAAUCUCUUUUCGUUUAUUACUUCGCCUCGCCCUCGGAUUCUGGAAAUCGGAUCCUGGGAGGGAAGGUCGGCGGUAUUCUUUUCAUUUCAUUUUAUCUUUGUAGGGGCUGAUAUAGUUUGUAUCGACCAUUUCGAUUUAUUCCGGACGUCAGCUGGGAGAGAGCGCUUCCGCAAAAUCAACCAUAACCUUUCGCUCACUGGGAAGCCAUUCCGUGUCCUGCCACAGUUCAGCGUCCCGGCCCUUAUGAAGCUCCUCGAAAAAGAGAUUUUGAAAGAGGAAUCACUGGGCAACGCUGGUGAUGCAAACGUUCCAGAAUACGAAGGUGUCUCUGGAAGUGAGCAGGUAGGGUUUGAUUGGAUAUACAUAGAUGGCUCCCAUGAAGCCGAUGAUACCUUCCUCGACGGCGAGCUAGCCUGGCGACUCGCUCGCAAAGGUGCAAUAUUCAUCUUUGAUGACUAUCACUGGGACAAGGAGCCUGAGGAUAGCAAACACCACCCAAAGAAAGGGAUAGACACAUUCUUGGACCUCCACCGAGGGGAGUAUGUCAAGCUUACAGAGCCAGAGCAUUACCAGGUGGUGCUACGCAAGACUAGUGAGAUGAGGAUUGGUUUCCUCGUCGACAAAGAAGGGUUGUCUGAAGACGAGGGAGAUGCGAUAAAGAAGGUAUUCGGGUACGGGAUCAACGUCGCUCUUGUUGUUGACCCGGCGUAUGCCAUGAGCGCAGCAGUUGUCAUUCUCAGCACAGUCGAAAACACAACAGGAAGAAUCACGAUCUACAUUGUUGAUUGCGGACUAUCAGAAGAGAAUAAACAACGAUUCCUCCGGUUAAUUGAUCCAUUGCGAGCCAACGACGUGACAAUGAUGUUUAUUGCACUCAAUGCAGAGGGUCUAGGGAAAGAAUUAGGACCAGUUUGGGCAAAGCUUGAUCUAGCAGAGGUCCUCCCCAUAGAGCGUGUUUUGUACCUAGAUGCAGACACCUUGAUUCGAACCAGCAUCGAGAUGCUAUGGCAAACAGAUUUGCAAGGUCAGACAAUAGCAGCAGCUCCAGAUGUCGGACAUCCAAUGGGACAUGAUCAAAUGGGUGUCAAAAUGCCAUACUUCAACGCCGGGGUAAUGUUGGUAGAUUUGGCGAAGAUGCGUUCUAAGAGCGCAGAGUUGAAGCAACUUGGGCGGUCGAUGAAGGACUCGAAAUUUCGUGAUCAAGACGUACUGAACACUUUCUACGCGAGCCAAUGGAAGCGUCUGAGUCUAAAAUGGAAUGCUCAGGGAUUGGGUACUUACGCAAGGUACCCAUCUCCUGAAAGAGACAUGCUUCGACUACUCGACCCCACGAUAGACACUCCGGAUCCAGCAAUCGUACAUUUCACUGGCCCAGUAAAUCCUUCUGUAGAAGAAGUGCUCAGCUUAUAUGUUCAACCACCGACCGCCAAGCCGUGGGGGUAUCUGGGUGCCCCUGGGCAUCCAUUUCAAGCUGAGUGGUGGGCAGUUGUAGAACGAACAAGAUGGGGAUAUACGAGGAGUCAGAGUGCAAAUGUGGCCACCGCAGAGAUGGAUAAGGCGAUCAGUGACGCGAUCAGGGACUUUAGAGAGAGGGUUGAAGACAGUCAGUAUACAAUAUAG
Molecule: messenger RNA, 1752 nt
Organism: Lentinula edodes (shiitake mushroom)
Lineage: Eukaryota; Fungi; Basidiomycota; Agaricomycetes; Agaricales; Omphalotaceae
Product: glycosyltransferase family 8 protein
Exons: 2
Coding region: 1-1752 (583 amino acids)
Molecular function (GO): glycosyltransferase activity
Source: RefSeq, a predicted model, not a curated record